Molecule: messenger RNA, 225 nt
Organism: Opisthorchis viverrini
Lineage: Eukaryota; Metazoa; Platyhelminthes; Trematoda; Opisthorchiida; Opisthorchiidae
Exons: 2
Coding region: 1-225 (74 amino acids)
Source: RefSeq, a predicted model, not a curated record
AUGGAUUCAAUAUUACGUCAAAUAUUCGGUGAAAAUCAUAUCCAAAGCAGGAGGAUGCCAUGCGAAUCACCUUCAAGCAGCAGAUUGUGGCCCAACAAUGUAACCAAAGGAUCCGAUUGGACCGAUGCGGGUCGGAAGCAAUGUUCUGAUUCGUCCAAAUGUACCACGGACGAGGCACCACGGGCCCUGGACAGGGAAGAGUAUCCUGCUUGCACACCCCCCUGA